Molecule: messenger RNA, 2659 nt
Organism: Daphnia carinata
Lineage: Eukaryota; Metazoa; Arthropoda; Branchiopoda; Diplostraca; Daphniidae
Product: neuromedin-K receptor-like
Exons: 10
Coding region: 43-1944 (633 amino acids)
Biological process (GO): G protein-coupled receptor signaling pathway
Cellular component (GO): plasma membrane
Molecular function (GO): tachykinin receptor activity; neuropeptide Y receptor activity
Source: RefSeq, a predicted model, not a curated record
UUGGAUGUGGGACCAUUCUCAACUGAAACAAAGUUGUGGAUCAUGAACUUAAUGGUCGAUGGCUCUCUACAACGGGUGGACGACCAUCAGCUACGCUCUCGCGAUUUCCUCUUCUAUCUUCUGCGAGAUUCAACCGUCAACAACGCUCACAAUCACGGAGAAGUUGGCAAUCUCGUCAAUGUCACGCAGAACUUGUUAGGUUUCUUACAAAGUGAUGUGUUGCUGUUGAAUGGGUUAGCGCCAUCGUACUAUGGCAGUGAUACGAGUGUGUUCGGUGGCCUGGACAACGUCACCACUGCAUGGGCCGGUGAUUAUGACCAGUGGUAUUAUGCCCAGUCGUCAGCUUUCGUCGAUUCCAGAACGAUGAAUGUUAGCAGCAGCUACAGUGAGAAUGACUAUGACUUCGUUGGCACCACGUAUAGUAACAAUGACGUGUCGGAGAACUACUCGUCGCCUUAUCUCAUGCCAUGGCCACAGAGGACUUCCUGGAUCGCCAUCUUUACCCUGAUGCUCUUUGUUGCUAUUGUUGGAAAUACUUUAGUUGCCUGGAUCGUACUCGCCCAUCGAAGAAUGAAGACAGUCACCAAUUAUUUCCUGGUCAAUUUAAGUCUGGCUGACUUGACAAUGUCUCUGUUUAAUUGCAUCUUCAAUUUCACCUUUAUGCUCAACAGUCAUUGGCCAUUCGGAGGUUUUUACUGUACCGUUAACAAUUUCAUCGCCAACGUCACAGUUGCAGCUAGUGUCUUUACACUGGUGGCAAUCUCUUUCGACAGGUACAUUGCCAUUGUUUACCCGCUGCGACCGAGAAUGAGCAAAUGCAUCGCCCGGAUCGCCAUCAGCCUCAUCUGGUUGGCCAGCUGUAUCUUGGCCGUCCCUUGCCUUCUCUACUCACAGACAAUCUCACACAAGUAUUCCAACGGCGAAGUUCGAAUUGUUUGUAUAGUUGUCUGGCCAGACGGACUGCCAUCCGUUUCUCAACAGGAUUUCAUAUAUAAUAUCAUUUUCACCGUGCUCACUUACUUGAUACCGGUGAGCGUGAUGGGUGUCUGCUAUUCGAGAAUGAGCUACAUCCUUUGGCGGAGCCAAAGUAUUGGAGAAUUAAACCAACGUCAAGCAGAAUCCAUUCAAUCCAAACGCAAAGUGGUGCGUAUGUUCAUGGUGAUUGUUGUGCUCUUCGCUGUCUGCUGGCUUCCCUAUCAUGGCUACUUUGUCUACCAGUUCAUCGACCACCAAGUCAUUUCCUACAAAUACGUCCAGCACAUUUUCCUUUCAUUCUACUGGCUAGCAAUGAGCAAUGCCAUGAUUAAUCCGCUAGUUUACUACUACAUGAAUGCCAGGUUUCGUCAGUACUUCAAGACGGUGCUCUGCCACUUUCUAUGUUGCGGACGGCGACUCUCGACUAUGACGGAACUGGCGGGUGCUGCAGCUCAUCUCGGACAGCCUGGUCGUCGUUCCAGUCCCGAUCGAUCGCUACCGCCAGGUCCGAUUAUGAUUCAUCAUGGUCUGCGGUCACGACAGAGCCACAGUGGACAAAUCGGCCAUCCCAAUGGAUUGUGCGGAGUCGUCCGCCAUCAACCAGACCAUUCCUCGUCGUCGCAGAGUAAUUCGCGUCAUUCGAUCCAGCACACGGGACAUCAACGUUGCCUCAUUUUUGGAAAGUUCCACGAGCCGCAUCACAAACAGACGCAUCCAAACCACUUCCAUCAUCAGCUCUAUCAGCAUCCGUCCUACUAUUCGCCAGAUCCAAGCGACAAUAGCGCUGGCGCCAUCCGCUGGAUUACGGCGCGCAAGAACUUUAACUCCGCCUGGCUGCCGCUGACGACGUUGUCAGCACCGCCAUCGCUCGAGAUUUACAACUCGUUGACUCAUUGCCAAAAUUAUCGGCACGCCAACCGCAACGGAUACAACAAGGAAAACUCGCUCUGGGCCGACACGAAAAUCUAAUAAACCGAUACGUCACCCAUGGCAAAUAGAGUUUAGAAAAUUGUGCUGCGAGAAGCUCUCGGAUCGCUUGAAUUGUGUUUCUGCGCACCGAGUUUGGGAGCAAUCGUUCGAUAAUAAAAAAAAAGGCCGAUUUAUGCGGAAUAUUAAAUUUCGGCGGAACGUAGUUUCGUAAAAACGAAUUCCGUAAGAAUUGGAGAGUGUGCAACUUCCAGGAUUACACAUCGGCUCGCGUGGUUUGCUCAGUCCUAUAAUUCCCUUUCAUCCUAUUCUGUGCAUAGCAAAUUUUAGCUUGUUGUUCUAUGAAAUAAUACAUGAUUAAGAGCUGAUUAUUUUUGGAUUCGAUAGUUCUAAAUCGUUUGCGCAGUUUAGAGAAUCAAGAAAGUGUAAACUAGUUAGACUAUACAAAGCGAACCACACCUCUCACAAUAAGAUGAAUAGGAUUAAUUGCAGUACAAAUGUGUGGGUAACGUCAAAAGAAUUCAACGUUGAUUGUCAUGACCGCUCUGGUGAAUGCUGUGAUUUUUUACAGAAAAUAUAUACCUUGUCGUGAAGCACUAUCCGCUAAGACGGUGUUAUCACAAACACAAUCUGAACAAUAAAUUUAUUUUUCUAAAGGAACAAGACGUUUUUCAUAAGCUGCUCGUUACGUCAUUUUUAUAAAUCGUGAUAUAGAUUCGCCAGUCUCCUGGCUCGUGUUCCGUAGAUGCUAUACGUC